Molecule: messenger RNA, 1085 nt
Organism: Phoenix dactylifera (date palm)
Lineage: Eukaryota; Viridiplantae; Streptophyta; Magnoliopsida; Arecales; Arecaceae
Source: RefSeq, a predicted model, not a curated record
CGCCUUGUCCAUCGCAGCCAUGGCCUCUUUCUCGGCCCUUCUUCUCCCCUCAGAGAAUAAAAAUGGGGAGGAGAAAUUUAAAGAUUUCUGCGCUGUUAAUCCACACAGAAAUUCUUAGAGCAUCAUAAUGUUUGGAUUCACCAGUACUUAGAUGAGUGUUUUCUUUCUUUUUCUUGAUAAAAUUCAUGCGUCAUUGUUUUAUCCUUGGGUGAUUUUCUUCUUAAAAUAAGCUAUGUGUGUGUGUGUGUAGCUCAAAGCUUUGCCAAGAGAGCAUGGUGCAAUCAUUAUAUGAUAUCCAAACACAAGAUCCCAAGUUUUGAAAUCUGCUGCUUGGCUUCAGAGCCUGGAUAUAAAGCUGUCAGGAUGAGAAAUUGCAGAGAGGAUGCCGAUCUAAUUAGUCGGAGGAGUGCAAUUGGAUUGGUUUUGGUGAUGUCUGCCUUCGGUUUAGCUACCACCAAAUCCAAUGGAGCUGGCUUGCCGCCAGAGCAAAAGCCCAGAUUAUGUGAUGAUGUUUGUGAAAAGGAGCUUGAAAAUGUACCUAUGGUAACUACAGAAUCUGGUUUGCAGUACAAGGAUAUUAAAAUUGGCAAAGGUCCAAGUCCACCUGUUGGUUUUCAGGUUGCUGCAAACUACGUUGCCAUGGUACAAUCUGGACAAAUAUUCGACAGCUCCCUGGAGAAAGGCCAACCAUAUAUUUUCCGCAUUGGUUCCGGUCAGGUGAUCAAAGGACUUGAUGAAGGGAUAUUGAGCAUGAAAGUUGGAGGAAAGCGCCGGCUAUAUAUACCUGGCUCUCUAGCAUUCCCUAAAGGUCUUAAUUCAGCACCAGGAAGGCCACGAGUAGCCCCGAACAGCCCUGUAGUUUUUGACGUCAGUUUGGAGUAUGUACCGGGCCUUGAAGCUGAUGAGUAAAUGCAAUUCUUCACAUUUAUUUACUUUUCAGAAGGAAAUGUAGAAGGAUGGGUGAAAAAGAAAAAAUGGUCGAUGCCUACAGAAUUCUCAAAUUCUCUCUUAUUUAUUCAAAAAAAUUGAACUCAAUUUUCGUUGACCUAAUUCCGAACACAAAGCUUGACUCUGGUUUCCUUUUC